AUGAAGAUUUACUUCCAGACGGUCGAUGUGGGCCGUGAAGUAACAGACAGUCAAGCCUGGGACCGCGAGGUGCUCGUCCAGGUAUCUUCAUUACAACAAACAAACUUCCACGCGGUAAAGCUACUACCGCGGCACCGCGACCCAUCAGAGUGGCACAUCUCGGUGAGAUCCGGCGGUAAAGACGGUGAGGAUGAGGAGACCAUCAUCGUGGACGACUCGAUGCAGAACAAGUUCAACAUCAGGUGCAACGCGCUGGUCUACGACCACGAGCAAGAGGACUUGAUCUCCAUGUUGAACAUGUCACCGACGACGGUCGCCUGUAUGGUGAAAAGGGGAUGA
Colletotrichum scovillei is the source of this 339-nucleotide messenger RNA. RefSeq lists its product as uncharacterized. The transcript is spliced from 2 exons. The coding region runs from base 1 to 339 and encodes 112 amino acids. The record is from RefSeq and is a predicted model, not a curated record. NCBI's taxonomy places the organism in Eukaryota, Fungi, Ascomycota, Sordariomycetes, Glomerellales, Glomerellaceae.